Dunckerocampus dactyliophorus (ringed pipefish) is the source of this 5791-nucleotide messenger RNA. It is a transcript of the gene chrna2b, whose product is annotated as cholinergic receptor, nicotinic, alpha 2b (neuronal). Gene Ontology annotation, biological process: monoatomic ion transmembrane transport; chemical synaptic transmission; regulation of membrane potential. Gene Ontology annotation, molecular function: transmembrane signaling receptor activity; acetylcholine-gated monoatomic cation-selective channel activity. The record is from RefSeq and is a predicted model, not a curated record. Lineage: Eukaryota; Metazoa; Chordata; Actinopteri; Syngnathiformes; Syngnathidae. Bases 2840 to 4393 code for a protein of 517 amino acids. Gene Ontology annotation, cellular component: postsynaptic membrane; synapse; neuron projection. The transcript is spliced from 6 exons.
AACCACCUGUUCUCAGCGAGGACGGCUUCCCUCUGCUCUCUGCUCUUCUGCCAGGCAGGGUGCAGAGAGCAGGACCGAGUGAGGUCAAAAGUCCUUCUUUCAUUCUAGUUGCUGUCGUGCAACGGCAGACAGAUGACAAGGCUUCCGCCGCACCUGAGCUACUGGAAAUUGGGAAAUGACUCAAACAGGUGCAAGUGAUUAACGAAAAGGGUCCCGAAAAGGGUCUGGAAAUGAUCGUCACAAUUUUUAUGUUUUCAUUUUUUUUAAUUGACAUUUUUAAAAAUAUUGUUAUUAACAUAUUUUACUAUUGUUUUGUUACAUUUUCAUUAUGGUAGCACUUUGUUUUUAAUGUUUUCUUGGAGUUUAUUUUUUAUGAUCAUUUUUUCCAAUUUUUUUUCAUUUUAUGAUAAUUUUACAAUUUUGCAUUUUCAUUUUUAUCAUCAUUUUUCACUAUUUACUAUAUAUAUAUAUACCAUUGCAUUUAGUGUGCCAGUGUUUUGUAGUUUAAUGAAUUUGUAUUUAUUAGUGUUUUAUAAAAGCAUUUAUUUAUUGUUUGCGCCAAUUCAUGCAUUUUUCUCAAGUAGUUCCAUGUGUACGUGCAUCAUGUCUUCCACCUUUUGAUACGUACGAUAAGUCACGGAAGAAGAGUAUGUUUUUGCUGCAAAGGCGUACGGCUUGAGAAGGUGGUGAGACGAGUCCUCCAAACCUCCAAAACCAGUCAUCGUUUCCCCUGCCAAGUUGCCUGGAGGUGGUCCAGCACCCCCCCCCCCGUCCGGCGUCCAUUUUCAUGAUCAUAGAAUCUUACAUCAGUUCCUUGACAGGUGUGUGAGGAGAAGUCGGGUGCACGUACCGUACGGGAGUAAAGUAAGAAGAGGAAGUGAAUCUCAUCAUGAAUUCAGCGCCUCGCUGGCUGCUUUGGCCGCGCACACCUGAGCACCGAGCCUCUAAAAGCCCUCAAGCGAGGCAAUUAGCAUGGGCAAUAAAUCACAUCAACAAUUUGCAUGCACGCCUCAGGUUAGCUUGCCGUGCCGCGUUUAGGACCCACCAUUGGUCUCCGGUGUGCCACCCGUCCACGGCCGGGCUGGGAAGUGGUCUUGACGAAGCAGCCGUCGGUGGUUCGCAGAGCUGACUCUUUUGGAACGCACAAAUGAAUCCCUUAGCAAUUUACUGGUAGCCAGUCCAGGGUGAAGGCCGCCUUACCCACGUACGGCAUCUGGAAAAGUGUAACAUCCUGUAAAAAGCAAGGCCUCUCCGCCAAGAUUUUGGCUCUUGCUGUGUUUAAAUACCAGGAGUGGGACUCGAACCCAUGAGGACUCACAUCCAUUGGAUCCUAAGUCCAACACCUUACCCUCUCGGCCAUCCUGAUGCUCCUUUUCAGGUGCAUGGAAAUCUCGGAGUCUCACCAUUUAUACUGAACAUGUAAACCAGGUUGUGCCAAAUAACUUCUCCUGAGCUUUUCUUCAUGGCACUCACAGAGCACUGUCCUUUUUCUUCUGAAGGAUCACAAACCCAAGUCCUUACAGGAUUUCAUCCUUGUUUUUUGGUCUAUUUUCCCCUGGGAGGCUCUUUUCUUUUCUGUUUGCAUUUUCAUAAGCACUUUAUUUAUUUCAAUUUCUUUUAUUAGCUUGUUUACUAUUAAGGUUUUAUUUUUAUUAUUUUUGCGCUUGUAUUUUUGCAUUUUCAUGGCAAUUUUUGUUAUCAUUUUCAUUAUGUUUAUUAGUGUUGUUUUGCUAUUAUAUUUGCAUUUUCAUUAGCAUUUUCAACUUUAAUCAUUUUGAUGAACAUUUUUAGUAGCAUCAUUUUUAGCCUUUUUUUGACAAUUUUAUUAGCAUUUUAGUUUUUUUAGUAUUUACAGUCAUCAGUUUACGUUUAAAUACCAGGAGCGGAUUUGGAACCAAUAUUUUGGCAUUUUCAUGAGCAUUUUUAAUGAUUUUCAGGAUGUUUCUUAGCAUUUUUUGCUAUUGUUUUUGCAUUUUUUACUUUAACCAUUUUUACUAACAUUUUUUGUGCUUAUUUUUUCCAUUUUUAUAUUAUUAAUAUUAGCAUCUUUUACCAUUUUCUUAUCAUUGUUGUGGUAUUUACAGUCAGCAAGUUAACUUGAAAUACCAGGAGUACUUUUCUUAGCAUUAUUUAAUUUAUCACGUUUGCUUUUUUAUGUUAUGAUGAUGAGCGUGAUUUUUAUCAUUUUUAAUGCUUUUCUUAUCAUUUUGUUUGAGUAUUUAGAGUCACCGGUUUAAGUUGAAAUGUCAGGAGUGGGCUUCAGCCCCGCGUGGGCAUGCAGCCGCUGGCUCUUAUCUGCAAAGUCUUACGCUUUCGGCCAUUCUGACACAUCUCCUUGAUAGCUCAGGCCUCUUGGAGACGCCCGAGCUUCUCUUCCUGUCACUCACACACCGUUAUCUUUCUUUCUUGUCCACCGGAUCUUAAACCCGACGCCUUAACCCACCGGCCACUGCGUUGCGUGAGCACUCCCUCCGAUUCUGCUUCUUCCGACAGUGAAAAGCUAAUCAUUAGUCAACGGCGUACGUCGUCUCCUGGCCUGCGUCACAUCCGUGACAAAGCCCCCCGCUAAUCGUUUCACGCUUCAGUCGCAACCCAGAUUGACAGACGACCACCUGCACUUAACACCAGCAUGUAAUGAUGUGUGGAAUUGACUGCAGUGAUGAAGCCGUCCCCCACGGGGGAGGAAGGGGCUCAUUGCGGCCCCUUCUUCUGGUAUGACUGGCUCGGCCUGACUCGCUUUGACGUCGUGUGUAAAGUAUCGGUCGUGCACAACAUUAGGCACACUUGCACAAGCUGACGACAGAGUCCGGAUUCAGUUUGAGUGGGAUGUGUUUGUUGCAUGUGUGCUUUUCCACCACCAGCAGUGGUGUGCUACGACACCACACACUCGCACGCCGAGGAUGAGCUCUUCAAGACGCUGUUUGCCGGCUACAACAAGUGGUCCAGACCCGUGCCCAACAUCUCCGAUGUGGUCAUCGUCAAGUUUGGCUUGUCGAUUGCUCAGCUCAUUGACGUGGAUGAGAAAAACCAAAUGAUGACGACCAACGUGUGGCUCAAACAGGAGUGGAAUGACUACAAACUACGCUGGAGGCCGUCGGAUUACGACAACGUGACGUCCAUCAGAGUGCCGUCGGAACUCAUCUGGGUGCCGGACAUUGUCCUCUACAACAAUGCCGACGGGGAGUUUGCGGUCACCCACAUGACGAAGGCUCACCUCUUCCACACGGGCAAAGUGCGCUGGGUGCCUCCGGCCAUCUACAAAAGCUCGUGCAGCAUCGACGUCACCUUCUUCCCCUUCGACCAGCAGAACUGCAAGAUGAAGUUCGGCUCGUGGACGUACGACAAAGCCAAGAUCGACCUGGAGCGCAUCGAGAACACGGUGGACCUGAACAACUACUGGGAGAGCGGCGAGUGGGCCAUCAUCAACGCGGUGGGCACCUACAACACCAAGAAGUACGACUGCUGCCACGAGAUCUACCCGGACAUCACCUACUUCUUCAUCAUCAGGAGGCUGCCGCUCUUCUACACCAUCAACCUCAUCAUCCCCUGCCUGCUUAUCUCCUGCCUCACCGUGCUGGUCUUCUACCUGCCGUCCGACUGCGGCGAGAAGAUCACGCUGUGCAUCUCCGUGCUGCUCUCCCUCACCGUCUUCCUCCUGCUCAUCACCGAGAUCAUUCCGUCCACCUCGCUGGUCAUCCCGCUCAUCGGCGAGUACCUCCUCUUCACCAUGAUCUUCGUCACCCUGUCCAUCGUCAUCACCGUCUUUGUCCUCAACGUUCACCACCGCUCCCCCAACACCCACAAGAUGCCGCGCUGGGUCCACUCCGUCUUCCUGGAGCUCAUCCCGCGCUGGCUCUUCAUGCGGCGCCCGGCCCCUAACGCCCGCCGUCGCAGGCUGCUGCUGGAGCGCCAGCGGGGGCGGAUGCCGCCGUGCAAGUCGGGCCUCCUCAGCACCUCGGCCACUUGGGCCAAAGACGGGAAAUCCUCGGGGACCCACCACCGGAAGCACUCCUCGGAGGAUUUGGAGUUGGGGACGCUGACCUCCUAUUUCUCCUUCCGCCCUCCGUCGCCGAAGCUUCCGGGGUCGACGACCCCGCCUCAGCAGAAGAGCAGGCAGCAGACGGGAAGCAGGGGCGGGGCCAACCAGCAGGCCGCGAAAGAUGAACUUCCUGUGGCCGACUUCCCGCUCUCGCCGAGCGUCGUGCACGCUCUGGAAGGUGUGCACUACAUCGCUGACCACCUGAGGGCUGAGGACGCCGACUUUAGCGUGAGAGAGGACUGGAAGUACGUCGCCAUGGUGAUCGACCGCAUCUUUUUGUGGAUGUUCAUCAUCGUCUGCCUGCUGGGGACCAUCGGCCUCUUCCUGCCUCCUUGGCUAGCAGGCAUGAUCUAACACGGUCGUCCUUUUAUACUUCUCUUGUAGCCCACCCCACCGUGGUUGUGCUAACUGCGCUACCGUAUCUUUCUUCCGUCUCUUUUUGCCUAAUUCCCAACCAAGCGAAUUGUGCUAAAGUUAAUAUUAGCAUUGUUAGCAUUCCAGCACCUGGCUAACAUUAGCAUGGGCUGGGACGGGUAGUCGACAAUAAACACUUCAUUUUAGCGUUAAUGCUACAGGUGCUGACUGGUGAAUGUUGACACGCUGGUGCUAAGCGUGUUUUUCUGGCGUGUUCGCUGUCACGCGUCCAGUUUGGCGCAUCGACCAAUAAAGUAGGGUGGUUAUUUGAAAGCUAUUGUUCAACAUCUACCCUUUUGGUUUUGAUAGCAUGUGGCGCAGUAACAGCAGCCUUUUGGAAAUACUUGUACGUCUUCUUACUGAAUGUUUGCCACUUAAGUUCGUUUGAGAGGGAUUAUUCUGCCAGUCAGGGGUUCAUUUUUCAAUGGCCAUGACGUCGCGCCCCACUUUUAUUUAUUUUUAUUCAAUGAAAUUAUUUUGUACACUUUUAUUCAAAUCAUUUUAAUUUGAUUUAUUUUUUUUAGGAUUUUUGUACACUUUUAUAUAAGACAUUUUUAUUUUUCACACUUUUAUUUAGGUCAUUUUUUAAUUUGUGUAAUUUCAUAUACUUUUAUUUCUGUUAUUUUUAUUUGUAUUUAUGUUUGAUUGUUUUUGUACAUUUGAUUUUUUACACUUUUAUGUAGGUCAUUUUUUUAUUUUUAUAGAAAUAUUUUUAUAAUAUUUUUUAAUUUAAGUCAUUUUUAUUUCUGUCUUUUUUGUUAAUUUUUUAAAAUUUCUUUUAUAAUUUCUAAUGCUUUUAUUUAAGUCUUUUUAUUUUUUAAAAAUGAUUUUGUACCCUUUUAUUUGAGUUGUUUUUAUUUUAUUUUUUAACACUUGUUUUUAGGUCUUUUUAAAUUUGUAUUUCUUUUUCUAAUUUCUCAUGCUUUUAUUGAAGUCAUUUUUAUUGUGUUUACAUUUCUUCGUUAUGCCUUCAUGUAUUUCUUUGUAUUUAGUGUGUUGAAGUGGAGCCUAGCGAAUGUAUUUGUGGUUCCUACUUGCCAUAAUUGUCAUGUGAUGAAACAUGAUUACGUUGUUAUGAAGGCAUUUUGUCAAGGAAACGAGGAAGAACACGAUAACUGCGUGCGUAGGCGUAAUAAAUCCAAUUCAGUAUCGGGGAUUAGGAUUAGGAUUAGGACUAGGUAGAGGUAGGGUUAGGUUUGGGGGGUGGUGUUAGGCACAAAGUGAGGUAUUUCACUUGUAACUGUGUAACGUACAUGCCAGUACAUGCAGUACAUGAAGGAGGAAGAUGACUAAAAUAUUGCUCAAUUGUACUUCAAAAUAAAUCAGACAUGAGUUGUA